AAAAACUAAAAACGAGUUAAAAAAAAAGAAGCAAAGAAAGAAUAAAUAUUCUGGGUAGGUUUGCUGCCGUGGCUGCUGCCAUGCCAUUUUCAUCUUCUACUUGAUCCGAUCUCUCACCACAAAACCCUAAUUUCCCCCUGUCGUCUCUCUCAGAUCUCACCGCCGUUAAUCAAAUUCAGAAUGGCUUCUCAUUUACUCAAUCACUCCAAAAAGUUAAGAAACGCUUCGAGCUUGUUACACCAUGACCGUGCACUUUUGGUUCGAUGGUUUUGCAGCGAUGUUCAACCCUUAUCUAUCAACAGAAAUCGUGAUAUGUUGAAAACCCGAAUACAAGAUUAUGAGUCUUCAGCGAGAAACCGUGUCUCUGAAUCGGCCCCAAACUUUACUAAACCUUCAUUUGGUGUACAGAAGAGAAACAUGUCCACCAUGAAAAGGGGUUAUAUGAGGUUGAAUGGAGAGGUUUUACAAAGUUCACAGGUUCUGUCAAGGAGAAGCUAUUCAUCAGCUUCAGAUCUCCCCCCACAUCAGGAAAUUGGAAUGCCUUCUCUCUCGCCUACAAUGACAGAGGGUAACAUUGCAAGAUGGUUGAAGAAAGAAGGGGAUAAAGUUUCUCCUGGUGAAGUGCUCUGUGAAGUUGAAACUGAUAAAGCUACUGUUGAAAUGGAGUGCAUGGAGGAUGGUUUUCUGGCCAAAAUAGUUCGUCAGGAGGGGGAAAAAGAAAUUCAAGUUGGCGAGGUAAUUGCCAUCACUGUUGAAGAAGUGGGGGACAUUGCAAAGUUUAAAGAUUACAAACCUUCAGCAUCUGAAUCUAGUGAGCCCCCGGCCAAAGAAACACCUGCCCCACCUCCACCAAAGAAAGAAGUGGCAGAGGAGCCUGCCCGAGAACCUGAGCCAAAGGUUUCCAAGCCUAAUGCUCCGCCUUCAUCCGGAGAUCGGAUAUUUGCUAGUCCCCUUGCUAGAAAGUUGGCCGAAGAGAAAAAUGUGACUCUCUCCAGCAUUAAAGGAACAGGGCCUGAUGGGCUCAUUGUCAAGGGUGACAUUGACGAUUACUUGGCUUCUAGUGGUGUUAAAGAAGUUUCAGCACCCUCAAAGACCAAGGCUGCAACGGAUGUGGCAUUGGAUUAUACCGACAUUCCUGUCUCUCAGAUAAGAAAGAUCACGGCUUCACGUUUGUUGCUAUCAAAACAAACUAUUCCUCAUUACUAUUUAACAGUAGAUACUUGUGUUGACAAACUCAUGAGUUUGCGUUCCCAACUCAAUUCAUUGCAGGAAGCCACUGGCGGUUCCCGCAUAUCAGUAAAUGACCUUGUAAUCAAGGCUGCUGCUUUGGCUCUCCGUAAAGUUCCUCAGUGUAACAGUUCAUGGACAAAUGACUAUAUUCGCCAGUUUCAUAAUGUGAAUAUUAAUGUUGCCGUGCAGACUGAACAUGGACUCUUUGUUCCGGUUGUUAGGGAUGCGGACAAGAAAGGCCUCUCUAAAAUAGGCGAAGAGGUCAAACAAUUGGCUAAGAAAGCUAAAGAAAACAGCUUGAAACCCCAAGAUUAUGAGGGAGGUACAUUUACAGUGUCUAACUUGGGAGGACCAUUUGGAGUCAAACAGUUCUGUGCCAUUGUCAAUCCUCCUCAAUCUGGCAUUCUCGCUGUUGGAUCUGCCGAGAGAAGGGUCGUUCCAGGUUCAGGUGCUGAAGAAUUCAAAUUUGCUUCCUUCAUGGCCGUAACCCUCAGCUGCGAUCAUCGUGUAAUAGAUGGGGCAAUUGGUGCUGAAUGGCUAAAAGCAUUCAAAGGCUAUAUUGAGAAUCCAGAAACCAUGUUGUUGUAAAGUAAAUAGAAGACUCCCGUGAAGUACUGUCAAUUCCUUUUUUCGAGUGAUAUUUUAGGCGGGUGGAUGAGAUUCUGAUCACCUGGUAUUUCCCAUUUGGGUUUGGUUGAUUGUAUAUCCCUGACCAAUUUUUGAUUUAAGUAUUUAUUCUCUUAAAAAUAAAUUUUGUAAUAAGCGAGGGUAGAUGAGCUAUUGUAUUUCGAGCCCUGAAAUUGUGUCGAUAGAAGAGGAUGCUACCCCGAUAUACAAGCAAAUGAGGAUCUAACAUUUUCUUUGUUAGAUGAUGGUGUGAAUAAUUCAAACAACACACUAAUUUAUUUUUUUGGCA
Molecule: messenger RNA, 2146 nt
Organism: Vicia villosa (hairy vetch)
Lineage: Eukaryota; Viridiplantae; Streptophyta; Magnoliopsida; Fabales; Fabaceae
Product: dihydrolipoyllysine-residue acetyltransferase component 2 of pyruvate dehydrogenase complex, mitochondrial-like
Exons: 19
Coding region: 181-1818 (545 amino acids)
Biological process (GO): pyruvate decarboxylation to acetyl-CoA
Cellular component (GO): pyruvate dehydrogenase complex
Molecular function (GO): dihydrolipoyllysine-residue acetyltransferase activity
Source: RefSeq, a predicted model, not a curated record